GCUAUAAGAGCCCAGCUGACCAGGUAGUCUGUGUCCAUCCCUGAAUAGGCCCUGCAAAACGGACUUAUGAGAAAUUGGUGAGCUUUAUUAGAGCCGUACGUUUUUGGUUGUACGUAACAGACUUUUGAGAUGUAGGUAGGGACGGUCCCUGAGGUUGUUUUCCGACUGGUUGCACAGCGGAUCUGGAGUAAGGACUGGUAACUUUUUCAAUGAUGACUUUUGCCAUGCUGCGGCCUGUGGCGACGCACAUGAUCUACUCGGACUUCACUGUCACCUCCGAGGACGAUGAGAACCGCAGCGAGAGCGAUGGCAGUUCGGAGCAAAGUUACUGUAGCUCCACCGACAAACGAAGACGGAUUUCCAGCAAACUGGAAGGAGACUCCGCGGUGGUCGUGAAACAGAGGAGCGCGGCUAACGCCAGGGAGAGAGGCAGGACGCAGAGUGUCAACACCGCUUUCACGGCUCUCCGGACUCUCAUACCCACAGAGCCCGUGGACAGAAAGCUCUCCAAGAUUGAAACUCUUCGACUGGCAUCCAGCUACAUUUCUCAUCUGGCCAACGUGCUUCUGAUUGGAGACGGUGGCGCAGAUGGGCAGCCGUGCCUCGGCGGGGUCCAUGCGCAAGGAGAGUUUGGGGAAAAGCAGCCGCGGACCAUCUGCACCUUCUGUUUGAGCAACCAGAGAAAAGGGAUCAAAGAUGGAAAAGACUGUUUGAAAAUGCGAGGGCUUGGUCCGCUGCGAAUGACGCGCUGACUGAAGACCAGUGAAUGACUGACAGCCUGAAAACCCUCAAAGACUUUCUCAGGGAAGAGUCGAAGCUGGUUUUGGAGAGCGUGCUCAUCUACAUGUACACAUGCUGGAUCAAAUAAUGGAACCAAAGAAAGGAAUAUUUAUACUUGACUGGAAAUUUACGCAUAAGCCUUUCAAAGAUGCAGUGCAUUUUUUAAAAAAAUGAAAAAAGU
This is a messenger RNA of Pundamilia nyererei, 961 nucleotides long. It is a transcript of the gene tcf15, whose product is annotated as transcription factor 15. NCBI's taxonomy places the organism in Eukaryota, Metazoa, Chordata, Actinopteri, Cichliformes, Cichlidae. Gene Ontology annotation, biological process: developmental process; regulation of transcription by RNA polymerase II. The transcript is spliced from 2 exons. Bases 210 to 752 code for a protein of 180 amino acids. The record is from RefSeq and is a predicted model, not a curated record. Gene Ontology annotation, molecular function: protein dimerization activity; RNA polymerase II transcription regulatory region sequence-specific DNA binding; DNA-binding transcription factor activity, RNA polymerase II-specific.